AUGAGUUUUUCUACGUCGAAGGAACCAUUUAAGACGAAAACAAUAAGCCAGUGUGUGAAUUGUCAGGAAUAUGGCCACACAAGAUCGUACUGUGGUUAUUCGUCACGCUGUGUUCGUUGUAACGCUUUCCAUCCAUCAUCUGAUUGUCCAAACUCUCCUGGUACUCCGCCGAAAUGCGCGCUUUGUCAAGGAACUCAUCCGGCCAGCUACAAGGGCUGUUCAAUAUACAAGGACCUCCAACGUCGUAAGAAACCCACAAGUAACUUUCCAUUUGAUAAUGUUAGAGAUAAGUCACGCGUUGUUCAAGAUAGCCACCCUCCAAAUCGUACACAUACCCAUGAAACCACAUAUGCGCAGGCCACUUCAGGCCAAAAUGAUAACCGCCCCUCUCCCCCUGCAGCUCCCGACGUUAACAACUUAAUGUCCAGCUUUCUGCAAGAAUUCAAAGCUUUAAUUAACCCUCUAACAGCUUUUCUUACCAAAGUAAUAUCCUCUCUUCUUGAUAAAAAGAAUGACUAACAACACUUUCACAAACCAAUCUCUCACAAUACUUUUUUUCAACGCUAACGGUUUAAAAAAAUCAUGUAAAUGAGCUCCAAUUCGUGCUUCACAAUAAAUGUAUUGACA
This is a messenger RNA of Sipha flava (yellow sugarcane aphid), 627 nucleotides long. RefSeq lists its product as uncharacterized. NCBI's taxonomy places the organism in Eukaryota, Metazoa, Arthropoda, Insecta, Hemiptera, Aphididae. The coding region runs from base 1 to 519 and encodes 172 amino acids. Gene Ontology annotation, molecular function: nucleic acid binding; zinc ion binding. The record is from RefSeq and is a predicted model, not a curated record. The transcript has 2 exons.